AUGGAUCCUCCCGGCCUUGGCCCGGUGUCGGCGGCGCGGGCGGCGCUCUGCGCUCGCGCCCCGGGGAACGGACGGAGUCAGCUGGGCCUUGUGAGCUUUGAGGACGUGAUUCUGCACUUUUCACCAGAGGAAUGGGAGCUGCUUGAUGAAGCCCAGAAGCUCCUGUACUGUGACGUGAUGUUGGAGAAUUUUGCACUCCUAGCUUCACUGGGACUUACAGCUUUCCGAUCUCAUGUAGUUGCUCGUUUGGAAAUGGAGAACAAGCCAUGGAUCCCUGACAGAGGGGCAAUGACUUCAGCCAUGGCUAGAGGGGUUUGUGGUACUGAUUUUUGCCAGGGCACGGAGGGUAGGCAGCAUUUUUCUGGAUACAGCGUUCCUGGUGAAGGAGCCUCACAGCAGAGGAGUCCCAAGAUGGCUCUGUGUAUCCGAAAGGCCUACCUGUGUGGCCUGACCCUGAAAGACACUUUCCACCUGGGCCAUUACCAGGCCACACUUCCCAAUCAGAAGCCGAUGAAGGUUGGGGUGAAUAACACAGGAUUGGAGCUCCAUGCAUGCCCUCCCCUAGGGCAGGGUGCCCAGCCGAAUCCAGCCACAUGUGUGAGAGGGGAGGAGAGCAGGGCCUUCCUCAUGAAGCCAGACACAGGUUCCCCAUCAGAAAAGCCAUUCGCAUGCAGGAAGAUCAGAGGGGACUUCAUGGCGGAUUUCAUGGCUACCACAGGUUUUCUGGCACCUCAGAUCACUCCCUGGGCCAAGGAGGGCCUAGCACGAGCUCCCGCCAUACAGAUGCAUGACCAGAUCAGUGAGUUUGGGGACACUCUCAGUGACAAAUCUACCCCCAUUCAGGACAUGAGAGUCCACACCCAAGAAAGGCCAUGGGAGUGGAUCAAGUCUGGACUAUUCUUGCCCCCUGCCACCAGCAGUCUCCCACCCCAGAACAUUGACGGUAGAGCGCCCCCUUCCGAUGGCCGCCAGUACGGAAGCUCCUUCUCCCAGCCCUCCAGCCUCAUUCAUCUGGACAUGGUUUCCAGCAGUGAAAACACUAGUGAAUGGAGCACCUAUGGGAAAUCUUUCAGCUGGAACUCCAGCCUCACGAACCCUCAGAAAGUCCACAGCAGAGAAGCCCCUUCUGAGUGCCCCGAUCGCGGGGAGUUCUUUAGCCAUCUUGAUCUCAUUCCCCACCAGCAAGUUCCUAGCAGUGAGCAGCCGCCGCUGCCUUUUGCAUGCGGGGAAUGCGGGAUGUUCUUCAGCCAGCGAGGUGCCCUCAGGAAACACCAGAAAAUCCACACGGGGACCCGGACUUUCGGGUGCAGUGAGUGUGGCAAGGUGUUCACGCGGAGCUCGGAUCUCAUGAAACACCACCGUGUGCACACCGGAGAGCGGCCCUACGAGUGCAGCGAGUGUGGGAAAUUCUUCAGCCAGACUUCCAGCCUCAACAGCCACCGGCGGCUUCACACCGGAGAAAAGCCCUUUCAGUGCAACGAGUGCGGCAAGUUCUUCAACCAGAGCUCCAGCCUGCACAAUCACCGGAGGCUGCACAGCGAGGAGCGGCCGUACCGGUGCGGGGAGUGCGGGAAGACCUUCAGGCAGAUGUCCAACCUCCGGCAACACCAGAAAAUCCACAAGCCCGACAAGCCUUACCAUUGCAAGGAGUGCGGCAAGGCCUUCAGCCAGCUGCCUACUAUGAUUCGGCACCAGAAAAUCCACACCAGAGAAAGAUUGAUUGCAGAGAAGGUUUUCCCUCUUUCAAGCACAUUAUUGGGCUAA
Messenger RNA from Dipodomys spectabilis (banner-tailed kangaroo rat), 1764 nucleotides. RefSeq names its product zinc finger protein 792 (gene Znf792). Gene Ontology annotation, biological process: negative regulation of transcription by RNA polymerase II. Lineage: Eukaryota; Metazoa; Chordata; Mammalia; Rodentia; Heteromyidae. The record is from RefSeq and is a predicted model, not a curated record. The coding region runs from base 1 to 1764 and encodes 587 amino acids. Gene Ontology annotation, molecular function: DNA-binding transcription repressor activity, RNA polymerase II-specific. The transcript has 5 exons.